AUGCAUUCAAUUCUAAAAUCAACUUGCACAACUUUUCGAACAUAUGUAACAAUUUUACAAAAACCUCGAAUUUUAUUAGGUUUAGGAAAUUUAUGCGAUAACCCUGGAGCAACAAAGCAGCGUAAACGUGUCGGUCGCGGACCUGCUUCAGGACAUGGCAAAACUUGCGGUCGAGGUCAAAAGGGUCAGAAAGCAAGAGGUGGUAAUGGUAAACCAAGACGUGGCUUUGAAGGUGGUCAGACAACUGUUAGCGUAGCAUUUCCGAAGCGUGGUUUUCAUAAUCGGAAUGAAAAAACUUAUGCUCCUUUAAACCUUGAUCGUCUCCAACACUGGAUAAAUAUCGGUAGAAUUGAUCCCUCGCAAACAAUUACCAUGAAACAUCUUUUAGAUACGAGAUGUGUACACGGUGUUAAAGAUGGUGUCAAAUUGUUGGCUGAUGGUUCACAUUAUUUCAAAACCCCAAUUACAAUUGAGGUCGCUCGUGCAUCUCAAGCUGCAAUUAAAGCUGUUGAAAAAGCUGGUGGUAAGGUUACCUGUAGAUAUUAUAACAGACUUGCUUUAAGAGCUACUAUUAAACCAGAGAAGUUUUGGAGGAUACCAAAAUUUGCUGCUCCUGUCAAAGCAAAAGAUAUCGAAUGGUACUCGAAUUACAAAAACAGAGGUUAUCUCUCUAAAAAGCUCGCCGGUCUGCCUAUAACUCAAUCAAAUGCUCAAAUGGCCGCAAGCACUAUAUAA
This is a messenger RNA of Dentiscutata heterogama, 735 nucleotides long. Lineage: Eukaryota; Fungi; Glomeromycota; Glomeromycetes; Diversisporales; Gigasporaceae. The record is from the annotation of a GenBank genome assembly.